CCAACGUAUACAAACCAAACAGGAACAUGGCUACCGGUGUUUAAAAAACAACUCUUCAUCUUAAAAUAAGGCUUUGAUUGUCGGAUACGGCUUAUCACAGGACAAUAUCAGUGGCGUCCUUCAUAUCGGAGUGAAUCUGGCGUAAAAAUCCACGCACGGAUCAAGAAAAGUGAUUAAAAUCUGCGACUGCGUGACAGCUCAUCCAUAGACAGUCAAAAUGGCAAGUCCCAGGACCAGGAGAGUUUUGAAGGAAGUCAGGGCUGACGAUGAAAACAAUCUCUGUUUUGAGUGUGGAGCCUUUAACCCUCAGUGGGUCAGUGUCUCGUACGGGAUCUGGAUUUGUCUUGAGUGCUCUGGGAAACACAGGGGUCUAGGAGUGCACCUCAGCUUUGUGCGGUCAGUUACCAUGGAUAAGUGGAAGGACAUCGAGCUGGAGAAGAUGAAAGCUGGAGGAAACAGGAAGUUCCGGAUGUUUCUGGAGCUUCAGGAUGAUUAUGAUCCCAACUGGACUCUGCAGGAAAAGUACAACAGCCGGGCCGCCGCUCUGUUCAGGGACAAGGUUGCUACUUUAGCCGAAGGAAAGGAGUGGUCCAUCGAAACUUCCUCUGCCAAAAACUGGACUUCUCCUCAACCCAAGACCUCCCUGUCCUCCUCUCAUCGUUCAAGUGGAACGACACAGGACUCUGGGAAGUCAGGAGACAAGGCUUUUGAAGACUGGCUCAGUGACGACGUCAACUCUUAUCAAAGUGGAGGAGGCUACAGCGGGAACCAGGAAAACCGUUAUGUGGGAUUUGGUAACACAGUGACCCCAGAGAAAAAAGAAGAGGACUUUCUGAACAACGCCAUGUCAUCCAUAUAUUCAGGAUGGAGUAGUUUUACAGUUGGGGCAAGCAAGUUUGCCUCCUAUGCUAAAGAUAAUACAACAAAAUUAGCCAGCCAAGCCCAGCUGAAGGCCACUGAAUUAGGACAGACUUUAAAUGAGAGUGUUAUCAAACCCACUCAGGAAAAGGUCAAAGAUGGAAAAUUAUUAGAUGAAAUGGCUGUCGGCAUUUCUGGGCUGGCGAAUAAGAUGCAGGGAGCUGGAGCCAAAUUGACAAACCUCUUUACUGGAAAACCUGAAGAUGGAUCCACCGGCGAGAGCUACCAGAACAUGGACAACACGGAGGGCGGAUACCAGGGCGGAUCAAGCCAGGCCAUGGGCAAAGACUUCUGGGAAACUUUCGGCAGCAACAACUCCUUAAAAGCCAAGAAAUCCCCCAGUUCAGACAGCUGGACCAACGUGGAAAACUCCGCGUCCAACAAUAAGAACAGUGAAGAUAGCUGGGAGGCCUGGGAUAGCAACUGGGAGAAUUCAGAUGGUAAGAGCAAGAAGAGCCCCUCGAAACCAGUGGAAGAGAGCUGGGAUAAUGCAGAUUGGUGAAAACGCUAGAAAAAACAAUAAAUUAAUGUAUUUAAUGUGGAAACGUCAUCUCAUCUUUGGCACGUGCAGGGAGACAGGAGAGUCCGGAAGUGCUGUAGUUAUGUAAAAAGACCCAAAAGGUUUUAAGAUGGAUUAUACAGCAGAUUUUAAGCAAAAAGCGUUGUUAAAUUAAGAGAUAUGACGAGGGCUUGUCAAAUGAAAUCGCCUGUUUUUGCAUAGCUGGUGAACACUAUUUGAAUUGAACUGAACAGGAAAAAGUACAAAGGCUCAAAUAACAAAUUUUCUUGAACCUACGAUUAUCCUAACUGUCCAUUUUUCUUUAUUUUUUUAAGCUAGAGUAUUACUUAAAAAGCUCUGAUCAGUCAGUUUAAAGGUGCAUUGUGUACCUUUUGCUUUGUCUGGAAUGUUUCACAGUGUUCACUACCUUCAUGGAGACCAGACCAAGUUACAGGUCAGAUCUGUCACACACUAAGUCAGAAUGCCUGUUUUUCUAUGUAUUUUUGAGCUAUAAAACCACCUGUAAAUGACUAAAUGUAAAACCGCUGUUUAAUGUCACACUGUGGAACAUUCCAGGCAGAAAAAUUACAUAUCUGCAGAAAUAAGCAGGUGACAGACCACCAACCAAAAAGUUACAUAGUGCACUUUUAAACUAAUAUUUGAUUUUGGCAUUACUAGCACCUUGACGGAGUGUGGAGACGGUGCAGCCCUGACACAAACGAUCAGAAAUUCUCUAUUUAAUAUUGUAAAUGUUAGAUGUCUAUACUGUAAAAUUGGUCCUUGGGCUGGAAUAACGUAGAUUAAUGCAUGGUUUUAACGUCUGGAAUCUUAAAAUGACAUGCCUGUAUAUACAGAUUAGAAUAUUGUAAAUACAAAGUCCACAUCACAUCAGUUCUGUAGCCCGAUCGAGACCCAUUCAUCAAAUUAGUGAACUGGUUUUGAAUACUAUUUAAUUCAAACCUAAUACAUCCUACCUGACCAAUCAUAGCUGUUUAUCUCAAAAGGAGGCGGGCCUUUCUUGAUUUUUAUGUCUCUAAUUCAGGGGUCUUCAACCUUUCUCCUCCGGCGAGCUGCUUUUACCAAACCAUAACGCCAGAAAGCUACUCAUUUUUGUGUUUGCAAGAAAUUUAGUACAUAUAAGAGUUGGGAUGGGCAUGAUUAGUCGAUUAAUCGAUAAUUGAUCAUUAAGAAUUUCGUCGAUUAUGUUCAUUUUUAAUUGACAAACUGAAUGUAGGUUGCUUUGCGUCCUAUAUUCCACUGAGUCGUGUCCUUUAGUCCGACAGAAGUUGGCCGCAUCAGCGCACAAGAACUGUUUUUUUUCUUUGCUUAGUUUAUGCAAAUUAGCCAUGCGGUUUUAAAGUUUCGUUUCUGUGAGACUUGCAUAAAGCUGCAUUAAACACAUUAUAAUCUCAAAUAUAAUUGGUCUGAUGUGGCUCUAUAGUGGUUACGGUUUAUAUGUCAUAAAGUUGAAUUAUUUAUGCAGAUUAGUGGUGCAGAUAGUAAUAAUAAUGAUGAUCAUUUUUAUAUAAAAACAUUAAUAAUUAAUCAAUAAUCGAUCAUUAAUUCUCCCGAUGAUCGAUUAAGAAAAUUUAAUCGAAUGCCCAUCCCUAUAUAAGAGGCACAGCAAGCCUUAGAUAGGGUAAAGUUAGACGCCUUUAAACCAUAAACCAUUAAGUUUAUAAAGUUCGGCAUCAAAAUUAUACAUUUACAAUGCCAAUUAAUACAACUUUAGUUAUUCAGCACAGUACGUAUAAUUCAGAAAUCCCUUGGCGAGCUACAUUGAAGGGGGUGGAGAGCUACUGGAAGUUAGUAGUGCAUCUUGAUGAAAAGUUAUCAGAUAUUUUUAAACUUUUUAUGAAUUCCUCAAAAUGAUCAAGAGAUUAAAAUUAUCUGAAAUAUUGUAUACUAAAUUGUGUAAUAAAUUAGCAAAUUAUGAUACAAAAAGUUAUUAUUUUAUUAAAGCCUAGUGUGUUUUUUUGUUUUUUUCAAUAGUGCGUUUUUUUAUGUACUUGCUGCCCAAAAUCAUGUGUAUAAAUAGUAUAAAAUGUGUUAAAUGUGCAGGAGAGUGCGUUUUGACGUUUGAAAGUGUAUGGGCCAUUGACUGAGUGCCUGAGAUUGGUUAUUUUGAUAUAGCCAGACCAGUAUCAAGAUCAGCUUCAUAAACUCAACUGCAGCUUGGUUAACUGUUUUACAUGGAUUUUAUCUUUUAAGCAGAGGUGGUAAAAAGAAAAUACCGAUUUGAUACGGUUCAAUAAAAAAUAAAAGCUAAAUCAUGACUAUGAUACUAAAAUACUUUGUUAAACCACUUCUUGUGCAAAGUUCAUACGAAACACAAACAUUUUAAUCCUCAAAACAGUAAAAAUGUCAAAUGUGUCGCAUAAAUGAGUUUCCUUUCACUCCACAAGCAACAAAACUGUAGCACUGUCACAAAAUAAUUUAGUAAGACACACCUAAAAAUACUCUUGGUGAUAUAGCGAUACAGCAGCCUACGAUAUCGAUACUGUAUCAUCACAUUAAACGAUACGAUAUAUCGAUAUUCCGAUAUUUUUGCACACCCCUAAUUACUGCCAUUACUAAUUCUUCAAGUAUCAAAUAUUGAAUGUAAAAUUUGCUUGAGUAAGUAAUUUGAGAGUUAGUACUGAUACUACUGCAGCUAAUACUCGUGAUCCCAGGGCCUACUUGGAUGAACGCAUUACCAAACCUACGAAAGAUUCAGAAACAUGUAUUAUUUAACUUUCUUUAAUUCAGUUAAAUUUUUUGAAUAGCCCACAAUCACAACAGCAGUCUCCUCACGGGGCAGAAAGUGAGAAAAUCAAACUUAUUAAACAGUCCUGAGCUACUUUCCACCUCUGCUUUUAAGAUGACACUUCCUUGUACAAUUAGCCCUAACCAAGAUUUUAUGCAAUCAUUUCAUGCAAAUUUUACUGCGACAUGAGAGGUUUCUGAGUUUUACAUACGUUCUAUCUUUACUCUAAUGCUGUUAUUUUUUGCCUUAAACACAUGUCUGUUUCCUUUCACAUACAAACCACACACGAUUCUAAACCAGGCACAAUAUAUUAGCAUUUUCAAAACAGUAGGCUCCAUGCACAGCAACAUGCUAGCUAGCUCACUAUAUCUUAAGGCUAACAGUCACUUUUUAAAAAAUACCAAUAACAAUCUAUUAAAAUUCUAAUUGAUUAAAAUAAAGACAAUCCAAUAAUCUUUAUAAGUAAAGUGGUUUGUAUUUUGAAGUAGUUUGUAGCGUUGUUUUUAAUGUUUAUUAUGCCUCAAAAUUAGCAUUAGCGUUAUCAUUAGCAUUGAGACCCAAACAUCUCUCCUUCUAAAGUAGGGUGACCAAACGUCCGUUUUUACCCGGACAUGUCUGUAUUUUGCGUCUUGUCCUGGGCAUCCGGGUUUUUGUUUUUUUUAAAGUGAUGGAAAUGUCCGGGUUUUCAUUACAGUUCAUUGGGGGCAUUAAAUUGAUCGGCUUUCGUAGUUCUCUGUGACUCAGAAGGAGUGAGCAAACACAAACAGUCGGUCAGUCUGCAACAUACCGAAGCGUAAAUGCGCAUUCAACAAUGACUUGUACAAGAAAUUCUCAGUUUUCCGUCCCGGUCGGGACAAGUGGGAGGUCAUGUGCACAGGUUGUGAGGUGAGAGUACAGUGGUCCCUCAUUUAUCGCGGGGGUUACGUUCUAAAAAUAACCCGCGAUAGGUGAAAUCCACGAAGUAGUCAACUUUAUAUUUUACAAUUAUUAUAUCUGUUUUAAAGCUGUAAAACCCCUCACCACACACUUUAUACACUUUUCUCACACAGGACAGUUACAACCCUUUUUGCAUCCUUCUUAAAACUUAUUGCUGCUUUCGUCCUUUUGUUAUUUUCCUCCUUCUUUAUGUAACGAACCCCAGAUUCAUUUAUUCCGUAAUAGAGCCCUACAGCGCAGAGUCCUGCACGGGUCCAUUUUUGGAGACCCGCAGUACAACACCGCACCCGCCCGUUAACCCGUGAUUAUAUCAAGCUUUUGCGCUGCCUACGCCAUGGACUGAACCAGGACUGAACCAGGACUGAACCAGGACUGAACCAGGACUGAACCAGGGCCGGAGGUGACCGCAGGAGAAGGGACCGAUGGGAGCUCCACACCUCACGGAGGUAAACGCGACAAUUGCCUGAUCGCGCUUUGCAGACAAACUGCUCGGCGUUCUCUUAAGUCCAAGAUUAGUCCUGGUUUAGACCGGGUUUAGUCCUGACCCACCCAUGUGUUUAAAAAAAUAAAAUAAAAAAUCAGCAAGACUGCGAAAGGUGAACCGCAAUAUAGCGAGGGAUGACUUUAGCUCAAUGUCGAGGCCCCACCUCCCACCCCCGGUAAGGUGUCUGGGUUUUCACAAAUGGAAAUAUGGUCACCCUAUUCUAAAGUAAAGAAAUACAUUUUAUAUGUGUACUUUUGACCUCCACCUGCAGCUCACUGUUCACUGCCUUAUCUUUAAAUACUUAUUCAUUUUAGCAUGACUCUCUUAAAAACCACAGAGAUAAAAUUAAACAGGAAGUAGUGAUGCUAAUGGUGCUGUUCUUCAUGGAGCCCACUGAUCGAACCUCUUAUUAGAAUUAUGUGUAUUUUGUUUUUUAGUAGAGAUGGGACAAAAUCUUGUGCCACAAAAUCUUUUGAGAUGACUUUGUCCCAAGAUUGUGCACACAUGAGAAAGAUGAAUCUGCAUUUACUUUUGGACUGGACAAAAAGUUCACUUUCAGUUUCCUAACUUUUCUUGAAUCUGUAGUUCCAAGAAAACAGUGCUGUGGAGCUCAACAGUGACUGCCCAUCCCCAGUUCUGGAAGUGCAUUUCUUCAUUUUUUCCUGUAGACAUUCUGAAAAAAUUAAUAUUAAAUGUUUGAAACAUGCUCAGGCAUAAUCGGCUACGUGACUAUUGACCACAAGACUUAUAAUUUUAUUUUAAAAACUGCUUCUAAAAGUGUAUAAAUCAUGCAUUUUGCUGAAUCUUGCAUUUUAAUUGUGCUUUUUGGACUUAAAGAUGCGCUGUGUAACUUUUCUGGUACAGGGUCCACCACCUGCUGCUUGUCUCCAUGGUUAUGUAAUUGUUUUGCUUGCAAUGUUCCACAGUACGGUAUUUUACAUGUAUUCCAUUACAGAUGUAUUGCUUAAAAAUACCAGGAAAAACAUUGUAUCUUUAGUUGCUGAUGAGUUUAAUGCUUUUAUGGUGGAACAUUCCAGGGAAACAAUAAUAGCUCCAUAAAGACAAGCAGUUGGCAAACCUUCCACAAGAAAAGUUACACAGUGCACCUUUGAAAUAAAUACAUUAUGGAUAUUAGUGUGAUGCCUUUGAACUCUUAAUAUUAGAAUUUCUCGAAAAGUCUAUGGGAAAAAGUGAAUUUACUCCCUGAACUGAAGCGAGUCACUGUUGAGCUUCAUAACAACCACACAACUGUAGAUAAAUCUUAAAAUUUUGAGGCCAAAGUUGUGACCUGAAAUGCACAAUUAGACUUCUUAUUAAUGUCAAAAUCUCAUCUCGUUCUUCUGACCCCAAUCUCCUGUUGUAUCUUGCGUCUCGUCUCAUUGAAAUUGUCUCAUCCCUUGGCUAGUUUUUCACCGUUUUCAUUUAGACUUUUCAGAGUUGUAGUUCCAUAUUGGCUGAAACGCUUUACGCUGUACUAUGACACUUGUGUGGCCUUGACGUUGGAUAACAUUGACCAUGGGGUGAUGUUUAUGGACCAUUUCCUACCUCUUACACCACAGUUUACGUACCUGAAAUCUGUACUGUUUUUAUUUUUCUCGUUUUGAUGUUGUGACACUGCAAAUGUGUGAUAGUCAAAAAGUGUGUGUAGAUUUUGUGUGCAAUAAUCACUCCUGGAGAAUACACUAAAUCAGCCAUAACAUAAUGACCACGGAAUGGACAGGUGUAUCUUUAUUUUAUUUUACAUUUGGGGUAGGACUGAAUUGCAGUUUUGUAGCCUGUUUAUCAAGAUCCAUUCUUUUAAUCAGUGAGCUGGGUCUUUACACUUUCCAAUUCAAAACUAUUACAUGAUGAAGAAGUUUUAACAGCCUUUUCUCUCCCCAUUUUUAUUUGGUUCAAGUCAAGAUUCUUAGCGCUUCUUCAUGAAAACCUAUUCUACUUUUUUUUAAGUUUAACACUCAAAAUGAUCGAGGGAUUAUGGAAAAUUAUCAAGGGAUAUUAUGUACUAAAUUAUGAUAUAGAAAGAUAUAUUUUUUGCAUUUGCGAUUUUUGUUUUAAUAAUAAGUUUCUGUUCAAAGUUCACAUUUUAAACAUGUCUGGAAAAAAUGACAAAAUGACUGGAAUAUGACAAGAAUCAACUUUUAGCAUUUGUUCGUACAGAUGUCAAAAUACAAAAGACAUCACAGUUUUUUAAGGUGGUCAUUAAAGGUGUGACUGAUUUUGUGUAUUUGUCAUAAUGUGUAAAAAUGUGUUUAUUUUUUCUUCUAUUGUUGAUGCUGUGAGUCGUGUAUGUGUCACUCAAAUCAGGUCAUUUUAACAGUCAUCACAGUGAAACGAAAUGAACAACGCUUUCCCCGUAAAUAGCUUUUUUAGUUUUACAGAAUUACCCAAUGCAUUAGCCACGUCAUCAUUUUCACUUCCAUGAUCUGAGACGGGGUGUGUAUCUGUGUUUGUACAUAGAGACUUACUGUCACAAAUACUAUUUUUGAUGUCGAGCAUGAUGUACCCCUGUUCUAAUGGUGUGUGCGCCCCAGUGUUACUACAGCUCACUGAUGCAGGCUGUGGGAUCUACACUGACUUGUGUGUAAAAUAAAAUUACUGUGCUGUGACUGUAAAACCA
Molecule: messenger RNA, 8200 nt
Organism: Boleophthalmus pectinirostris (great blue-spotted mudskipper)
Lineage: Eukaryota; Metazoa; Chordata; Actinopteri; Gobiiformes; Gobiidae
Gene: arfgap1
Product: ADP-ribosylation factor GTPase activating protein 1
Exons: 13
Coding region: 218-1420 (400 amino acids)
Biological process (GO): regulation of ARF protein signal transduction; regulation of endocytosis
Cellular component (GO): Golgi membrane
Molecular function (GO): GTPase activator activity
Source: RefSeq, a predicted model, not a curated record